This is a messenger RNA of Lethenteron reissneri (Far Eastern brook lamprey), 6370 nucleotides long. RefSeq names its product F-box/LRR-repeat protein 7-like. NCBI's taxonomy places the organism in Eukaryota, Metazoa, Chordata, Hyperoartia, Petromyzontiformes, Petromyzontidae. Gene Ontology annotation, biological process: SCF-dependent proteasomal ubiquitin-dependent protein catabolic process. Gene Ontology annotation, cellular component: SCF ubiquitin ligase complex. Gene Ontology annotation, molecular function: protein binding. The record is from RefSeq and is a predicted model, not a curated record.
GCUUGGGAAAUGUGGUUGCUAGGGGGCGCUCACUCACUCGCCUCUGGACGCGCGCAUGUAUUUGAGGUUUGACGAACGCGUUGUAAUGUAUCAGUAGUUAGUAACAUAACCUUUCUGUCGCUGGUACUACUACUGCUACCUUGGUUACUUGUUGGUUCCUCCGCCGACGUUGAGGACUCAGUCUGCCGGGCGUGUCGGCAACAUCCAGCAAACUUUGUUCAAGCACCAACAACGAAGACGGCUGCAGUUUGGUUAUGCUUGACUUCUGAGCAUAACAGACCUUUCGCGAUACAUGGCUUCAUCUGCUGCAACCAAUGGGUCACCAAAGAUGCAGAACGGAGCUACCACAGCACGGACUUUACGCCGGUUGCAGGCAGAAAUUGUCCUUGAAACUGACACACCCCGGACUCGAGAUGUAAAAAGUCUACGAUCAAAGCGAGUUGCCUACUAUGACAGGAUGCUGAAAUCUACGACAGCUCCACAAAAAAUCCAGGCUCCACAGGCAGACAAAUGCAAGAAACCAGCACCAAAAGAAAUUGAUAAAUGUUCAGGAAGUAAUACUGAAUCCUUUUUUGAACCUAAUUUAGACAAAACGAUCUUGGAAGGAGCUGAUCAAUUGAGGCAUGAAAUUAUUCAAGUAGAUAACCCAUACAAUAGUGACCGUCUGUCAGAUUCUCAGUGCAAAAGUGCAGUUAUACACUUAGACAUUGAUUCGAACAUGCUUAACAAUGAAACAUCGAAAUGUGGGUUAUUAAGUGAAAUUAAUAGUAUUGCCCGAGAAGACCCCAUUACAGAAGAAUCUUAUCAAAUUAUGCAAGCUUCUGGUUGUAAUUCAGAAGAUCAUCCCCACAUAUCUAUUAAGCGCGGAGCUGAAGCGAACCAGAACCUGCUCAUUAAUGAUUCAGAUUUACAUCACAUAUUAGAAGACAAUAGUGUCUCUGAGACACAAAAAUUGAGGCAUGUCCUUGACUAUGCAAGUAAGAUAUUAAAACAUAGGCAGCUGAGAAGGGUAAAUUCAAAUCACGAUUUGAAUGCGGGACAAUUGGAGAUGCCUCUAUGUAUUAAUACAGGGUCUGGUUCACGAAUCACAGAAAAUGGAGAUGAUUGUUCACCAUUAUCAAAAAAUUACAUCCACAUUGGUGUAAAAGAAGGUGAUGGUAUGCUAAAAUGUAACAGCAAAUCAGAUAUUUUGCUCUCCACACAAGUAGAUGAUGGAAAUUAUGGCUGUGGUAAAUUACAUUCUCAGAAAUAUUCAUCUCAGUCCGUUUGCAAUACCAGCUUUGAUGAAAGUGAUAGCAACCGUCAAUCUAAAUUUCGGGCAGAUAUUCCUCCUUCUAGGUCAUUGGAAACAAAACAAAUGAAAACCCCAUUUUCAGCUUCACCAAGAAAGUUUAAACAAGAGGUAGGUGAGACCAAAACUUUUCCAGAUUUAAAUUUUGAUGGAAAUGCUUUCGUCAGCAAAUCAUCUCUAUGUGUGGAACAUGUAGAGGAUGAGCACACUUUGAAGGAAAAUAGUAAAUGCAUUUUACAGAAUAGUUAUCAGAAACUAACCGAUUCUAGUGAUGAUGAGGACAAUGCUGUUGUGGUGAUGCAAAAUAUUGCAUGUGAGCGUUUUACAGAUAAUGGUCAUAGUGAUCUAAUGGUCCCACAUCCUGAAGAUGAACAUUUUGACAGAAUCCCUGUCAAGUAUUGCUUUCGAUAUUCUGAUAUUAUGGCAAAUGAAAUUGAAAGUGACAUUAGUUCUGUCAAUGAGAACCCAUAUACCGAUAAACUUUAUAUUCGGGAUGACAUAACUUCAGAGAUGAAUGAAAAUGGUGAGAAAAUAUAUAAAUGUACGAGUGGCAUCACAGAAAGCCAUCUCUCAUCCUUUAAUAAUAUGGUGCCCAGUUAUAAAGAUGCCACUGAAGAUUGGUGUCAAAGUCAAAAUCAAAGUCUUCAACAUUUUUUCAUGCGUGGUGAGGACACUGGCCCAAAUUUACCAAUAGCGUCAAAGAUUGUUUUGCAGUCCUUUGACCAAGAUGUAGGCAGCUCAUUGGAUACAUCUAGGAAAUCUAAAAGAAGCAUCAACACGAAAAGUCUAAAGUCAGCACGGCACAAACAGAGCAUUGAAAAACAUUUAGACAGGUUGAGAAUCCAAGAAAAUCAACAGAGCAACAGAGAAGGUAAUGAUAUAGGUUCUCAGAUAUUUCAAUGUGAUAGUAGCCUAACAGAGGCUCGCCAACACCAGACAGAAAAUGGAAAGCAACAUGGCCACAAUAAUUCAUCACCAGUGAUUCAUGCGCCUAUUCUGACCUCUGUGAAGUCAACAAAAGGUCAAACAAAAAGAGAUGAUGUGCACAAUGCAUCAUCAGAGUUGGCUAGUGAACGGGAAGCAAUAUAUUCACCAGAUCUCGGCAAUGUAUCCUUACAUGAUGUGCUUGAUAAACAUGUCGAUUCAGAAAGGAAUACUGAUAAAGAUGACAAAAUCCAUCGUAAAUGUUUUAACAACAGCCAGGAUAGGGAUCAUUGGGAUGUGGAAUCUGGAGGUGUUGUGAACAUUGUUUCGAGGAGGCCUGCAGAAUUCAGCCGCAGUAAAUUGGAAGCAGUAGCCGAGUCCAGCGAAGUUGAGAAGGCUCCGGUAAUGAAAUUUGCAGAAUCCUUUUCAACUCUUUCAUAUCUACCACAGGCAGAGUUUAGAUCAAUAAAUGUGGAUAUAAACUCUGACACUUCUUCGGAUGAAGGCUCUUAUGUGAAGCAGGCAGUGGUUGAUCAGCUAAAUGAAGAUUCCAACAGACCUGGAUCAGACGAGGGAGAGGGAAGAUGUGAGAAUAGUGCAGAGUGGAGUAAAAAAAUGCAAUCACUGGCAUGCCCUACACCAUCCUCCAAUCCGAGAAUAAAGGCUUCAAGAAUGAAACAAGAAAAUGGAAAGCUUACAUCAAGUGAUGGCAGCAACCUCAGAAAAAGUAAAAUACAAGGAAAGAGCAAGACCACCGAAUUUAUCAGACGCAGUGGCUACAGGAGGCACUGGGACAGGUCUAGCAUUGAUUGGUCAACCUACCAAAGUGGAGAACUAAAACCAAAAUCAGCAGUUAGAAACAGACCAGCAACAGCAAACAUUCUACUGCAUCAAGUAACAACUACUUCACAAAAAUCAACGCCAUUGACAGGCACUAAGGGUCCCACUGCCGCUUCCUCCUGUGAGUCUCAAGUCGGGAAUCGGAGAGCUGUGCGGGACUCGUUGAAACCGUUGCCUCAGAGGCCGGCCAGCUCCAAUGCCACUCUUGGAAGCAAGGGUGUGGGUGCAGUGAAGAGAGUCAGUAGCCGACCUGCGGGUGACUGCAUCUCCGAUGAGCAUCAACUGUCAACUAUCCCUUCGUUUAUGAAGGCGAAAAAUGCAUGGACAAUUACCGAGUGGAUGGCAAACAAUUCUGACUCCCAGGCUUACACAGCCGCAUCCACAAUGGGUGCAGGUUGCAUCCCCAGGUGGAUUUACCUACCUGAGGAACUGUGGCUUCGAGUCUUUUCCUUCCUGUCACAUGGUGACCUCACACAAGCUGCCUGCACCUGCCAUCUUUUCAACCGCCUGACUUCUGACCAGUCCCUCUGGAGGUCCGUGCGGAUUGAGGGCAGCGUGCGGCUGAGCGACGCAUGGUUGGCCAGCGUGGGGCGCCGACGCCCAGAGGGCCUGUCCCUGACGAGGUGUCGCGACACGCGGGGGACCGUCACCGCGGCCGGCCUGCGAGCCCUCUUCAAGCAGUGUGGGGACCGCAUCACGGAGCUGGAUGUCAGUAACUCUGCUGGCGUUACCCUGACGGGUGACUCGGUGCUGCUACAUGCGAGCACGCACUGCAGAAACCUCUCCAACGUGAACCUAGCCUGGAGUGCAGCCACGCAGAAUGGGGUGAUUGCACUCGCCCGCUCCGUGUCCCGAUUGGAGAAGGUGAAUCUAAACGGAUGUCCAGUUACCGAUGAAGCCAUCAACAUUUUGCUGGAGCUGCACGGACAGUGUUUGACGGAGUUGGAGCUGUUUGGGUGCCAUGCCCUAACACCGUCGAGCUUGAUGCACUUGGGAGAGAAGUGCCCCUCACUGCGGGUCCUCAAUUUGGGCCGAGUGCCCAAGGCUACGGACACCUGCCUGAUGCGACUGGCCACCAGCAUGAAGCUUGUGCAGACUUUAAACCUGACUGCACUUACUGCUGUCAGGGAUCAAAGUGUUCACAUUUUUUCUCAACACUGUCCAAAUCUACAACAUCUCAUCCUCACAUCAUGCCUCCAGAUAACGGAUAAAUCGCUGGUGGAGAUUGCAACUUACCUUCCUAAAAUAUGCUCGUUGGAUGUGAGUGGAUGUAGGCGCGUGUCGGAUGUUGGAGUGCAGGCUCUGGCCAUGAACUGCCGCCUCUUAAACACCCUGGACCUAAGCUCCACCUCCAUCUCCAAACGAGGUGUGUGCCUCCUAGGAUCCUACUGCCGUGACUCUUUGCAGAGUGUCAAGCUCAGCUUCUGUCAGGACAUCACAGAAAAUGCAGUUCAUAAACUGGUGGAGAAUUGUCAUAGGCUAAAGCUACUCCAUUUGUAUGGGUGCCGUGCUGUCAAAGAUCUCAAUGGCAUCCAGAGAGCAAGGCCCUCUAUAGAGAUCCACCACGAUUUACAGUCGAGAAAAUGAUUUAAGAGCAAUUGCAAUAACAUUACUUCCAAACAUAUUUAAUUGAUAUGAAGUCUGUUGCAUAGGUUAGCAUGAUGUUCAGAUUACCCUGUGCUAAAGAGCCACAAAUAACCAUCACUAAAAUGGAAUGUGAAGAGUUAUUCAGCAUGUUCUACAUAUGACAACUUUACAAUGAACAUCUCCACUAUUAUUACUAUAAUGACUUAGAAACAAUCGUUGUUCAGCAGUGUAUAAAAGACAGAUAUGUUAAUCACAUUUUCGCAAAUGACCAUAAAAACCUGGCAGAGCAGUCUGUUUUUAAGCAAUUAAGCCAAAUCAAGCGUAAGGACACGAAUUGGGCUUUUAAUUAACGUGGAACUAAGUCUAAUUCAAACAUUGGACAUAUGUACUGAGUAUAUUUGUGAUCUGCCCAUUAUUCCAAAUUCGCAUCUCCAAAGGUAAGCAAGCUAUGUAUUUGUAACAAUGCAUCAAAUUAUUGGGAGGUAAAUUGUUUUUGUUCUCAUAUCUGCUUGAGAUGCAGCAAAAUAUGUGAAUUGCACACAUGGUCAUCAUUAGCAUAUGUGCCCUUUAAUUGGCUUUUGAGAUGCAACGAUCAUUUGGUUGCAGUUCAUGUCUUGUGAAUUUGGCUGACCUGUUGAUGGAUCCAGGGUCCCAGAUGACAAUUGAAAGCAUACAUAAUAGAACCCAGGAGAGAGCAUACAGACACAGCACUGAGAGAACAGAGGGAGGCAGAGAAAUCAGAAAUGGAGAAGCCAAGAUUUAAACGUGGAUACACCAACGAUAGCAGUAAUAGAGCACCAUUAGGAUUAUUAAGAAUAUUCAGUCAUUGUUCUAUAGCAUGAGACAAUCGUGGUCGGGCAUUAAUGUGUCGUAUUAGGCACAUGCACUGCCCUGUGGGAUGUGUCAUGUCCCACUUAAUGGGCUGUUGACACUUGGGUAUGUGGACAUCGUGGUGCCAAUGUCACCCAGCCUAUGGGCCCUGAUUGGAGCCACUUCGGCAAAUUCUCUCAGGCUGCUGUGAUUAUAAGAUGCAAAUAGGACCGAGCUGGGUAUGUAACAAUGCAUCAAUUAUCGAUUUAAAUGAGAUCCAAUAUUCGUGCUAGUGCAUCGAAUUUUGCUUGCACGACUUUAUUGUUUUCUAUUCAGUUAUGCUAUUCUUGAAAAAAAUCACUUUUUUUUUGUAAUGACCAUGAUUUGUGAUAAUUCAUCGAGCUCCAAGGGGGGGAAAUUGUUACACGGAGAUAUGGAGCAGACUCGGUGGAAAUCUGUUUUUUUCAAAUCCACGACAUCGUCUGUGCCAUCAAUUGGCCUUAGAUUUUUUUAAAAAUGCAAGUUUUCUGAGUUUCAUCUGUCACUUUUAGCUCAUUAGGAAAUAUGAUGAAACGUCGCAAAACUCUUUAAAGGGGUAUAUCUACAUGUGUACUGCAUCUGCAUCUUAAAACUGUUAAAUUAACACAUUUUUGUAAAGAGCGUGUGCUUUAUAUAGAAACGAAACAUUGCCCGAUAUAUAAAUGUUGCUUGUGUGGUUAUAGUGUAACUUUAAUGUGUCAAUUGCUUGACAUCGUGAUAUACUUUUACAUGAAUCAGGAAAGAUUUGACAUAUUCAAUGUCAGCUGUAGUGUUUUGCUUUUCUAUGUAAAAUAUUAAAUGCUAAAUUAUGAUUGUAUACUUUUCAUUAACUUCUGAUUAUAUUACCCAGUGCUGCAAAAUAAAGUAAUGGAACAUUUA